Puntigrus tetrazona (Sumatra barb) is the source of this 2118-nucleotide messenger RNA. It is a transcript of the gene arl3a, whose product is annotated as ADP ribosylation factor like GTPase 3a. The record is from RefSeq and is a predicted model, not a curated record. Lineage: Eukaryota; Metazoa; Chordata; Actinopteri; Cypriniformes; Cyprinidae. The coding region runs from base 870 to 1457 and encodes 195 amino acids. Gene Ontology annotation, cellular component: microtubule cytoskeleton; cytoplasm. Gene Ontology annotation, molecular function: GTP binding; GTPase activity. Gene Ontology annotation, biological process: cilium assembly. The transcript has 6 exons.
CGCGAGGUAUUAACGUUCUCAAUAAUUUGAUUUUAAUUAUAACAUUUGAAAAUCAGAAGAACAUUGAAAAGACAAAAAAAUAGCAUUCAGAUAUGAAUGUUCUUCUGCAGUCAAAUCAAAACAUAAAAAAAUGUAUUAGUGGGUGGAGGACACUAUAGUUCAUUUAUAUGAAGUGAGCAAAUUCUUCAUACAGUGGACUAGCUGUAGAUUAACUGCUAAUUUUGACCUUUACACCACAGACAAAAGCAAGCAUUGCUUGGUAACUGGUUAAAGUGUUUUUUAAAUUGUGUUUAUAAUUCUAUUAUUGAUAAAAGCCUAUUCUUGACUCUUUAACUCUGUAAAGUAGUGAUUUUCUUGGGCAAUAACGGUGAAAGUGUUCAGUCUCUGUAGUAAAUGUCGUUACACCCGACUUCGCCGUGUACUCCGAGACUUUGAAUCCCGAGCAGAGAAAUGUUGGACGUUCAAGAAAAAGAACGCUGUCCCUUUAAAAGGACGCCGAGGGCCGGUGACGUCACUUAGCUCCCCCUAGUAACCCUCGUCGGCGUCUCGGAAGAAACCUGGAGAAAGAUGGUGAGAAGUUACCUUCCUCUAGCCGCGUCUCGUGUGUUUCAUAAUGAGUUAGGGUUCAGGAAACUUAGAGAGUACGUGUCCGUCACCGGGCCUCGGAGCGUGCAGUGCGGGUCGUUAGCAGCAGGAACGGCUUUUCUGUGGGAGUGAGUCCUGACGGCUCAGCCGCGCUAAGGCUGUUAUCUGCUGCACCGCUACUUGUUCCCCCGGAUAUUUAAGCAGGAAUGGUUUUACUAAUUCAGUUAUCAUGUUAAUUACAGUGAACUAGGCACAACAACGAAAACCAAUGCGCCUGCCUACUUAUGUACAGACGUCUAUGCAUAAUACGUAAUAUUACAAAGGGUUUAUUAUCAAUUCUUAGAAAACUAAAGAGUGCCCCAGACCAGGAGGUACGCAUACUUCUCCUCGGAUUAGACAAUGGUGGAAAGACAACACUUCUCAAACAGCUCGCCUCUGAGGAUAUUAGUCACAUCACCCCAACACAGGGCUUUAACAUUAAGAGCGUACAGUCUCAGGGCUUCAAACUAAAUGUCUGGGACAUUGGAGGCCAGAGGAAGAUAAGGCCGUACUGGAGAAACUACUUCGAAAAUACGGACGUGCUUAUUUAUGUCAUAGACAGUGCAGACAGGAAGCGAUUUGAGGAAACGGGGCAGGAGUUGGCUGAACUGCUGGAUGAGGAGAAACUUAGCGGCGUACCUAUUUUGAUCUUUGCCAAUAAGCAAGACCUGCUGACUGCUGCUCCAGCGUCUGAGAUCGCAGAGGGACUGAACCUGCACACUAUUCGGGACCGCGUGUGGCAAAUUCAGUCAUGCUCCGCGCUUACAGGAGAGGGAGUUCAGGAUGGCAUGAACUGGGUCUGCAAGAACGUUACUGCAAAGAAGAAGCAGUAAGUCUAGUGUAUUUUUCGACAGCCGUUCAGGGAAUGUGAUGAGCAAGCUUUGUGGACCGUGUGGAUUCCCUACCAGCUCGUUCGGGUUAAAGGGAUACGAGGAGGUUCAGAGAACCUUUUCUUUUCUUCUCUCUUCUGAACCACCUCAGCCACUGCCUCUGUUCCCCCAUCACUGGUCUCACUCACAACCACUCCAUAAACACUGUGUGCAAUAGAAUAAAAAACUCUGAAUGAAUAAUGUCCAAUCAAAAACUAAAGUGAGUAUAAUAAGUGUUUUUUUCAUUAUUACUAUUACUAUUAUUAUUUAGUCAGUUUGGUCUUGGAAUCUAUUUCAAUAUCUUGGAUUUCUAUGAUUUAUUUCUUUUAGAUGUUUUAUACAGUGCUAGAUUAAAAAAAAAAAAAAAAAAAAAAAAACAUUGUUUUUUGACUGGCUUGAACCAAAGUGUAAUGAAAGCCUAGCUCUUAAGUAGACACUUUAAUAAGGUAUGGUUGUAACGUUUAGCACACAUGAUGAAGUCAGAAGACUAAAGCACCAGAUCAGCAGCACAGAUAUUCUUGUCACAAAAAGGAGAUUGCAACUAGAUGGCAUUUUUGACCUCUUGUUUUCUUAGGAUAGGAUUUUCUGUGAUUUUGUGGCACUAGAUUAAAACCGAACGUUUUAA